AUGAGCUCCAUGAAAGAGCAGAUCGCGGCCCGACGUGCCGCAGCGAAGGCUACCACCUCGGCCUCCCGCACAACCGCAGCGCAGGCGAGCGCCAAUGCCGCCGCGUCAAGGGGGUACGGGCAGUCCGCUCCAUCUGCCCCGGACACGCUGGAAGAUCGGACAGCUAUCGGCCAGAUCAAGCGAGCUGCCAAGUCAGGCAAGCUGGACCUCUCCUCACUCAACCUCCCCCGUAUACCCGCCGAGACAUACACCCUCUUGCUCGGUAUACCGACCAAGGAGCUGUCCAAUCCUCCUGACGCGGAGGCUGCCGGACCGUCCGGCGUUCAGGGUAUGACAGCGACGUUCUCGGCUCAGCUGGCGCUCGCGGAGAAGGCGGAGCGGGACGCGGUGUUCAAUAAAGCCAAGAAGGAGGAGGCGUGGGUUGAACCAGAGGCGGAAUUGGUGCAGUUCAGUGUGGAGGGUAAUUCGGUUGAGGUUGUGGAGAGGGAGAUUGGCGCGUUCGGAGGCUUGAAGAGCGUUAAUCUAUCGUCAAACAGAAUAUCCUCCCUCCCAGACUCAUUCGCCGAUCUACUCCGCCUAACCACUCUCAACCUCUCCCAUAAUGCCCUCGCCGCUGUCCCUCCCGCUAUCCUCCUCCUCCCCAAACUCGAGGUCCUCGACCUAUCGCACAAUGCCCUGCUCUCGCUUGAUCUCUCCUCGCCCCUCGAGCCGACAGACGAAGGACUCAGCUAUGGAGCAGGCUUCCUAUCCACCUCAUUCUCUCGUCAGACCAAGGCGUCAAAGGUUGUUUGGCCCAUGCUCCGGUCGCUCAACCUGGGACAUAAUCGACUCUCAGCGGAGGGUCUGCGGGGCUUGAGGAUACCGGGCGGUUUCAAGAGUUUGCGCCUCGUCAACCUCGAGUCGAACGCUCUGGAGGGAGAGCUAGAUGUGGAGGCGGCAGGAUUGGGGAGGGAGGCGAUGCCGGGCCUGACGUCACUCGUAUUGAGUGGGAACGGGUACCUUCGGGCGGUGAAGGGCGAGCUCGCCGAGGGGUGCAAGGUGGACAAGGAGGGUACGGGGACUUUCACUGGGUCCAGACCAGCUGCACCCGCCUCGAGCUCUGCGGACACCAGUACGACCAGAGACACGCCUUCCGGUCCCGCGCCUGACGUACCCCAACCAGAUCUACGGCUCGUCUACCGUACGCUCCCCGCUGCGACGUUCGACUCGCUCCCCCUCGAGGUCGACCUGGACCUAUACCUCCCCCCUACACCCUCCAGCUCCGGUAAAGGCCACCCCGUCGUCGUCUGGUUCCACGGCGGCGGACUUCUGCAAGGAAACAAAGAGAACCUUCCACCUCACUUCCGGCGCCUCCCUCAGACCCCUUACGACAAUGGCGAAAGCGUCGCUGUCAUCUCACCCAAUUACCGCCUGGCGCCACAAGUACCCAUCAUUGAUAUCCUGUCGGACGUGACUGCGCUUGUCACCUUCAUUCAGACCAAGUUGAAUGAGCGGAUCGCCAAGGCGGGUAAAGGCGAGAAGCGGAUCGAUGCAGAGCGGAUAUGUCUGAGUGGGGGUUCAGCGGGCGGAUAUCUGGCGAUGAUUGGGGGUAUGGAGAUGCCGCUGGGGCUGAGCGAUGAGGAUGUAGGCGGGUACAGAGGCGAGAAGGGGGUAAAAUGCGUGGCGCCGUUUUAUCCCAUAACGGAUUUGACGGAUAAAUUCUGGGCGACCGAGACGAAUCCUGUUCCAUGGAUGGACCGCAGCAUCUCGCAAGCGGAAGCCAAGCCCCAUCUGGACCUCCGCGCCCCUCCGAUCUGUACCGCCAUCUCCGGCGGCCCUCGCUCCAUCCUCUACCCCUACAUGCUCCAACACGCCCUCUUCCCUUCUUUACUGUUCAUGAACCAGCGCUCCAUCGGUUCUGGACUAGACGGAUUCCGACCCUCCCCCGCCGCAUUGAGCAUGACGACCCGCCUAGACCUGCUCGCCAAGGGGGUAAGCAGGAGAAGAGGCGAGAAGGAGAUCCUGCCCAUCCCGGUCUACUUUGCGUAUGGCGGGAAGGACGAUAAAGUGCAGCCGAUGGAGAAGACGGUGGCGGCGUUGAAGGAGUAUAAGGGUCAGGUGACGUAUGAGUAUAGGCCAGAGGGGGAUCAUCAGUUUGAUGAGGAUCCGAGGGAGACUUGUGAGGCGUUCAGAAAAUGGUUAGGGGAGACGCUGCUGUGA
This is a messenger RNA of Dioszegia hungarica, 2199 nucleotides long. Its product is annotated as Alpha/Beta hydrolase protein. The record is from RefSeq and is a predicted model, not a curated record. The coding region runs from base 1 to 2199 and encodes 732 amino acids. Gene Ontology annotation, molecular function: protein binding. The transcript has 4 exons. Lineage: Eukaryota; Fungi; Basidiomycota; Tremellomycetes; Tremellales; Bulleribasidiaceae.